Messenger RNA from Platichthys flesus (European flounder), 7856 nucleotides. RefSeq names its product endothelial PAS domain protein 1b (gene epas1b). The record is from RefSeq and is a predicted model, not a curated record. Gene Ontology annotation, molecular function: DNA-binding transcription factor activity, RNA polymerase II-specific; protein dimerization activity; RNA polymerase II transcription regulatory region sequence-specific DNA binding. Lineage: Eukaryota; Metazoa; Chordata; Actinopteri; Pleuronectiformes; Pleuronectidae. The transcript has 16 exons. Bases 314 to 2911 code for a protein of 865 amino acids. Gene Ontology annotation, cellular component: transcription regulator complex; cytoplasm; nucleus. Gene Ontology annotation, biological process: cellular response to hypoxia; regulation of transcription by RNA polymerase II.
CAGUCUCCGGACAAGUUGGGAUCCAAGCGGACACUUGUCUGUGUGUCUGCGGGACAGAGGCAGUACAAUCCUCGGCAGUGUUCUGAGACUGUACGCCCCCCCCCCCAAACCCCCUCGACCACCGGAGCACCGGCAAGCAGCGGCAGCAGCAGCCCGGUCCUGCAGCCUCCUCAGCCGGCCUGACUCUGUGGAUUUACCCGCUGCAGCUUCGGUUCUUCAUCUAAAAACUGUCUCUGAGUUUCAUUACUGGGACUCUGAAGUUGGACUAAACCAUCGCGGGGAUUAAACCAUUGAUUUGUGCAGAGGAGGAAACAUGACUGGAGAUAGAGAGAAGAAGAGGGGCAGCUCGGAGCGUCGUAAGGAGAAGUCUCGGGACGCGGCUCGAUGCCGACGCAGCAAGGAGACGGAGGUUUUCUACGAGCUGGCUCACGAGCUGCCGCUCCCCCACAACGUCAGCUCCCACCUGGACAAGGCCUCCAUCAUGAGGCUGGCCAUCAGCUUCCUGCGCACACGCAAGCUGCUCGCCACAGGCAGCAGCAGCAGCAGCAGGGACGGGGACGGGGACGGACAGAUGGACAGUCAGUACCUGAAGUCUCUGGAGGGCUUCGUCACCGUGGUCACAUCAGACGGGGACAUGAUAUUUCUGUCCGAGAACGUCAACAAGUUCAUGGGGCUCUCGCAGGUGGAGGUCACUGGUCAGAGCAUCUUUGACUUCACACACCCAUGUGACCACGAGGAGAUCAGAGAAAACCUCAGUCUGAAGACAGCUGGAAGUGGCUUCGGUAAAAAAGGCCGAGAGCUGAGCACCGAGCGAGACUUCUUCAUGAGGAUGAAGUGCACGGUGACCAACAGGGGGCGCACUGUCAACCUGAAGUCAGCCAGCUGGAAGGUGCUGCACUGCACCGGCCACCUGAGGAUGUACAGCAGCUGCCCCCCCCGGGUGCUGUGCGGCUUCAAGGAGCCUCCGCUCACCUGCGCCGUCCUGAUGUGCGAACCCAUCCUGCACCCGUCCAACAUCGACACGCCGCUGGACAGCAGGACCUUCCUGAGCCGACACAGCAUGGACAUGAAGUUCACCUACUGUGACGAGAGGGUAACACAACUGAUGGGUUACACACCCGAGGAUCUGCUGGGUCGCUCGGUCUACGACUUUUACCACGCCCUGGACUCAGAUAGUGUCACCAAGAGCCACCACAACCUGUGCACCAAGGGGCAGGCGGUGAGCGGCCAGUAUCGAAUGCUGGCGAAGAGCGGAGGCUACAUCUGGGUAGAGACUCAGGGAACUGUCAUCUACAACAGUCGUAACUCGCAGCCUCAGUGCAUCGUCUGCAUCAACUACGUCCUCAGUGACAUCGAGGAUAAGUCCAUGGUUUUCUCCCUGGAGCAGACGGAGUCGCUGUUCAAGCCGCAGCACAUGAGCAGCUUCUUCACCGCAGGAGGCGCAGGUGUGACCGGAGAGCCCGGAGACAACCUCUUCUCCAAACUCAAAGAGGAGCCGGAGGACCUGGCUCAGCUGGCUCCGACACCCGGGGACACCAUCGUCUCCCUGGACUUCGGUCGACCUCAGUUCGAGGUGUCCACUGCAGCCAUGCUCCCUCCAGGACCUCCAUCCUGGGGUAGCGAGAGCCACAAGGCAUCAGGCCAGACCCUGCCUCCGGCUCCUGGAGACCUGGCGACCAUGGCUGCAACUUUCACCGUGCAGCGGAACCCGCCGCCGGGCAGCGCCACCCCGAGCCUCAGCAGCUGCUCCACCACGCCGAGCAGCCCAGGUGAUUACUACAGCUCGGUGGAGAGCGACCUGAAGGUGGAGCUGACGGAGAAGCUGUUCGCUCUGGAGACAGAGAGCAGCAGCAAGCCUGCAAACACAGAGGGGGAUUUGACGGACAUGGACCUGGAGACUCUGGCUCCUUACAUCCCGAUGGACGGAGAGGACUUCCAGCUGCACCCCAUCCUCCCAGAGUCUGAGUCCCGGGAGGGGAGUCCUGCCAGGUGCAUGGGCAGCAGCAAUCCACAGACACGGAAGUCGUCCCACCAGAGCUUCAGCAACAUCACCAGUCUCUUCCAGCCCCUGUCCUCGCCCCCGCACACCCAAGGCCACUAUCAGGCCCGGCCAGCUGCGUCCUGGGCUACGGGGGAGAAGAGGGGCUCCGGCCAGGGGACAUUGAACCCCCACGCGGUGCCAUACAUGAUGGGCCACAUGCAGAGCCCCCCGUACCAGGCCCCUGCAAGCACCCCUCUGUCCUCCAUGGGUGGCAGGCAGAACCUGCAGUGGCCACCAGACCCUCUGUUAACCUACCAACAACAGCCACAGGCCGCAAAGGCCUACCUGCUGGACAGUGUGUCAGGAGAGACGCUCCCGUCCUGCCAACAGGACAUGAGCCAUCACAUGCAGAAACAGAGGUCCAUUGAACAUUUUGGACAAGCCUACAGAGACAUGAGUCCAGCCAGAGUGGCCAUGAACAACAGCAUCAAGCGCUCCUUCACCCAGAUGACCGUGGGCGACCAUAAGGCGUCAGAACACAUGUGGAAGAAGAUGAGGGGUGAGAGCUGUGUCUCCAUGGAUCGUUCCCUCAGCGCAGGAUCACUGGCAGAGUCGAGGAUGUUGCCCGACAGCAUGUCGUCAAGUCUCAGCUCCCUGCAGCAGCACAGGAAGUCCCAGAACCCAGGAAACGGGAUGGGAGGCACAAACGAGAACGUCUUCACACGCAAGAGCUGCAACUACAGCGAUUAUAACCUGCUGCCUUCACACAAGGCCGAGGGUAUAGCCAGUCGUCUGCUGGGCCCCUCGUUCGAGCCCUCCUGUCUCCCCCAGCUGACCCGUUACGACUGCGAGGUCAACGUGCCGCUGCAGGGGAACCUGCACCUCCUCCAGGGCUGUGACCUGCUGAGAGCCCUGGACCAGGCCACCUAGAGCCCCAGAUCCAAACCCCACCGUAGACCCAGACUUAACCCCAGCCCUGACCCUCAGCCUGCAGCCUGAGACUUACACUUUACACCUCCGGGCCCCUGAAAGCCCCGAGGCUAAGCUACCUUUAGGGAAUGUGCUCAUAACCACGUCCUGCAUUAUUUAGCUCCUUUCACCGACUCUCUGUCCACUCUGUCGAUCUGUAAACAGAAUCCACACGUGUCAGACGAUGUGGGGGAAAAAGGUCAAUGUGGGUCAAUUUUCUAAAACGAUGCCUGACCUGCGUCGUGUGUUCAGACGGCUCGAUGCUGUGAUUCCUCAAAGGUCACAGGUCGACUCUGCUCACAGGCGCAGGAUAAACUUGGGUCUUUUGGUGUAAACAGGGUAUUAGAGGUGUGAGAUUCACACACACACACACACACACACUAUCUGCCUUAAAGGCUGAACGUCUGCAGCCACACACACACAAACACACACAUUCACACAUGCACACAUGCCACGACCAGCCAUGUAGGCACGGGAUUCAAACCUACGACCUGUGUCUUACCCGUCUCGUCCGCAGAGCGACCCCCUGACAUGAACUCUAUGCAGCUCAGCCUUACGUCUCGUUCUCAUUCAGCUCUGAGAGGAUUCUUUGUGUUAUCAAACCACCGACACUCUGAGAUUAUCUGACCAGCGAUUAGACCCAGACCACUUGUUCGGCUCGGACUCGAGGCUCCGACUGUUGUAGCCAUUUUAAAAUCAAUAAGAACUGAGGAUUCUUUACUGAUUAUUGAUUCUGCUCCUUGAUUUCAAAAGACGACAUCUUCAUCCCUGCAGGGCAGCAAUCGCCAGAAUUCAAUCUGUUGUAAUAGCAGUGGAUUUUAUUCAUUAAAUUCUUGACUCACAAUUACUUAAACUUGUUGUUGAACUUAAAUAGUUGUCACAGAUUUAUCUUGAUAUUCAGCCUGAAGGAAAAAUCUACUCAGAAGAGGCGACAUAUAUCGAAUCCAAGAGUUGACACGUAGCUGAGGUCUCCUCAAAGUGCCUUAUGUAAGUUAUGAUUUGGUGAUUUACAAACAAGAUUGAAUAAAUUGUCAGAAAGUUCCAUAAUAUGACGUCAAGUUUAAAAUCGUUCUGAAAGAGGCUUUAGCUAAAUGUUUAUGGCAGUUAGACGUCAGAAUAGAUACAACUUUUAAAUGACACAAAACUUUUAUCAUCUUGGGGAUAACACGUAACGUUUUCCAGAAUAAAAUGUGUUUUAAAGUUUUUUGAUAGUUAGAUAUAGCUUCUCUCUUGAAAGAAUCUGGAAUCAAUAAGCAGAAUCCAAGAUGAUGCCUCUCUCUGCUCAGGCCUUUCUCACCAUCACAGCACACAAUUCAUCUGUUGAACACACAAUGCAUUGCAAUGCAAUGUGUUUUAGUUAUUACAGUUUGUCUGUUAUUGAACUUUUAUCAAAUCGGCCCACGUUAUUUCACCCAAAUCGGCACUCUACCGUAUCAAUACUGCUUUUUUUAUUUUCUUGCUCUACCUACCAGAUUAUUUUAUUUUUUGUGUCUAUCUCAAAGACACACUAAUAAACAUAUAUUGCAAUACAAGUACUCUACUGUAAGUUUAAUAUUGAUAAGUUGUUGUUUUUUCUUCUUACCUCUCAGUUGGGUAAGUAGCUCGUGUGACUACAGGGUUUUUUUCUCAUCGUGCAAUUAUUAUUAUUUCAAAAUGUGAUAAAGUUGAUAUAGUCAGCAGCAAAGCUAUUGCCUUAUUCAUUUAACUCAUAGCAUGUACAAAAGCAGCCUGGUAGACACGCACAGGAUUAUGUAUGUUGCAGAAUUACACACACACACACACAAUCACCCACAUGUGUCACGCUAAACAGGAAACAUAAGAAACAGCAGGUGUGUGCACAGGAAGUGGGACCUCUCCUGUUUAAAUGUGUCGGGCUCUUUAACGAUUCUAUAGACUUACACGUUAUUAUUUAUUUUCAUAUUCUGCAGAUUCAGGCAGCGACAGUGAGCGUCAGUGGAGAUGAGUAAAAUUAGGAUGGAACAACGUAAAGAAAGAUUUCAAGUUGUCUUAAAAACGAAGACAUAAAAGUAGUAAGUUAGUGAAGCAGCUUCACAUUUCACAUUUUACACUUAAAAAAUCAUAUUUUCAUGUCUCUUUUCUUGAGAAUAUAACUCAGAGCGUUUUCCUUCUUUUUCACAGAACUCAGCAGAAAACACAUGUUUACCUAGUGCGUAUGAAUAGUUGAUUUGUAGUAAAUAAUCUAAAAUGUGCACCUUAAAUCCAGCUGCGGGUUAUUUAUUUGGAGCCACUCGAGCCAAUCAGAAGAGAAUUAGAGGAGUCAGGAGGACGACUGGGUCAAUCAAAGACUAAAACAAUGGUUUACCGUUAACGCCACUUCGGUUUGUAGAUGAAAAAGCACAGGAGAGGUCACCGCUGAGGUCACCGCUGAGGUCACCGCCGAGUUCACCGCUGCACUAACCGUGUCAGUAGACUCACAAACAUAUUCGACCGUUCAUCGGGUGUGAACUUGUCAGAAUCAGCCGUCUGUGAAGUGGAACGUUUGUAUUUUUCUUAGACGAUGACAAGAAUCAUGACACAUGAUAUUUUCCAGGCGAUGUUUUUACAUGUUGAUGAGUAACAUCUGCAGCUGUUCUCUCUCUCUCUCUCUCUCUCUCUCUCUCUCUCGCCCGUCUUUUGAGGUAUCUGCUGUCGUGUGGUGACCACUUCUAUGAACUCUAGAGCUUUGUGCACAUACAUGUUACGUAUUUGAAGCUAAUGUUGAAGAGUGUUUUUGUGUCCUGGUACUUCGUCCCGGAGCUGAUCCCUCGUCGUGCUCUUUCCUCUCGUGCCGUCUCCGUGUUGUGUUUUUAUUUUUUAUUCUUCCCUUCAGAGUUUUAUCCCUAAAUUUGUAUCCGAUCUGUUUGCUGGCCAGUAACGUUUUUUUUGUUCUUGCUUUGAAUGCUCCGUUUAAAAGAUAAAUAUCAGUUUUUUUAAGUUUCAUUAUCCAGAUAUGUAGCAUUUUGAAUUUUGUUAUGACGAUAAGUUGCCACAUGAUUAAUCACAUAGUUUUCCAGUUGCUUGCUCGACCACGUAUGAGUCAUGUGUUGAAUUGUACUUCAAUCCAGUGGAUCCACUAACGCUGUUUUCUGCUUUACGUCGCUGAAAUGUUGAUUUUAAUAACUUUAUAAUGUGCCUUAAAAUGAGGAGUUCACCCUUCAGCACCACAGCUUGUGUCCAGCUACCUUUAGACAACAUCCUUCAUAUAUGAGGGGAGUAUUAUUGAAGAUUAUCCAAAUUUAAUAUUGCAUUUUAUCUGAAAAUAACAUGUUCAAGUGUAAUUUUAUGGAUAAAUUGCAUAAAAUUUGAAUUUGAAUUAGCUCAUUAAACUCUAAUCUACACUUUAAUUGAAUCUCCUGAAGUUUGUUUGACUGUUUUUCAACCCAUUUGUCAGGAUAAUCGUCCCAAUUAUAAUCCACAAUUAGAGAUUCAGAGCUGCAGUUGGUUAAUCUUCAUAAUAAACCCUCAGGCUUCAUCCUCCGUAGCCUCUUCACAGUGACAGUAGAACCCUCAUAGAUUUGAGUAGAACCCAUCAUAGAUCCCCUGGUGAUAACGAGUCAAAUUUUACUAAAGGUUUUCAAAGGAAAUGGAUUCAUUCAGCUCGUCACACGACCGAACAGUCAGUGUGUUGAUGAAGCUGCUCGCGGGGUUUUAGGUUUAAUGGAAUAAAAGGAGAUUAUUUGUCAGAGGAGGCUGCAGAGUUCGAUCCAAGCUCAUUUUAAGAAUCCGCAAAAAAUCGUUUAACUGAAUUGAACUCCAGAUGAUGCAGAUCAUUAUCCAAGAGAAUUUAAAAUGUCGUGUCUAUAAUGAAAUGAGUUAAAACUCAGAUUAUAUGUAUAUACAUAUAUUUAUAUAUAUAUAUAUAUAUAUUAUGGUGAGAAGGAUGAGAGCAGAGAAACAGUUUGAAGAGUUUGACUUUGAAGACAAACUGAAAAGAUGAGCGACCUGAAGAGAUGAAUCCUGCUCAGUCUGCAAACUGACGCACAUCACUUCACGCCUCUGUUUCUCCUCUCGCUCCAUCUCACUUUCACUUUCACUAAAUCUAUUUGUUUUCUCUCAUGUGCAAUAACUUUAGACAAGGAGCCAUUUUUUAUAUAUUAGUUGUCCAUAUUUAACAAAUAAAAAGCCUGUAAAAGAAGCUUGGUUUUUAAAGACUUCAAAAUGUUCUCAAUUGGUCAAAUCAUCUUUUAUUUUAACUAUCUUUACAUUGCAAUAUAUAUAAAUAUUUUUGUUCAAGUGCUAAAUGCAGUUUCUGGAGACAGAAGAGGUUUUAGGAAAACGUUAAAAGUCUUUAAACACACGUAGAAGAAGUGCGUAGCACUGCAACACGGAUGUUUUUAGCUAAUUGUGUUCAUGUAUGUGGAAAAGGAAGGAGAGAGGGAAGUCGAAUUUCAAAAUAAAACUGUAGGCAGAGGCGAAGCCCCGCCCACUUUUAAAGAUUUAAAAAACAAUAGCAGUUCUCAACAACAGUUGUCAAAAUCUGUGAGAACUAAACAUCAAGCGAAACAGAUAUAGUGGGUGGGGCUGCAGUGCUCUACUUAAACUCUAGAGGGCGUGUCACCAGUCCUAGUGCUCAUCACGCUGUGCUGCUCGAAGGGUGGUCCUCCAAAAACAAGAGUGACAAUAAAAGGUUCCAGGAUUUACUUCAGUUGUUCAUUGCUUGUCUUCUUUAAACACAAAUAUCUGCGUCUUGUCUUGUUUAGUUUUUCCUGAUGGGAUCCGAGUUCUGCUACAACAGUUCUAUUAGCUGAUUCUUCCUUUUUUUAAUAUGCAUAAAUUUCAUAUUGUACUUAUUAUUAUCAUAUAUUGUUAUCAUUGUUAUUACUAUAUGGGGAAUUUAACCUGAUAAGAAGUUUGUGUUUCUGCACUGAUCUUAUUAUUAAAGCAUAACUGAUCUUACCCUCCCUCA